CGACACUUUCCGCUCCCCAGUGAUGAUCCAACGAUGCUUGCACGCGGGUUCAGGCAUUUCUGACGCUGACAUGCUCUGCCGCGACUAAUAACUAGCGCGCUCAACGUAUCGCCGGCCCGACAGCAAAGAUCACGGCGCUCCACAUAUGACGUUGGAUACCGCCAGACAGCAUGACGUAGCGUUCUUCAACUCUGCUCUUGCACCAUAAAGUCGUCAACUUGAGCACGGAAAUCUAUCACUCCCGCUUCCACUCUUACCUCCAGCUUCCUUACCUCCCUACCACCCCAGCCCCUACAAUGGUCGACUCUGAACGCUUCAACGAAGGACAGGAGAACGCGCACGACGUCUCGGACAAGAACGACCAGCGCUCGAUCGCGAACCGCAUCGCGGCGGCUGAGGCCGAGCAGGCCGAGCGCGACAAGGACACGCCCGAAGUCGCCGCGCUCAAGGAGGACCCGACGGCGCCUGCGCGCAUGCACGGCAACGAGCCGAGCCGGGGCGCCAAGAUCGAUGCGCAGCUGCAGGCUGAGGAGGAGGCUGAGCUCGCGCGCAAGGGCAAGGCGUAGUGGACUAGACAUGUAUAUUAGAAGAUAUGGCGGGCGUGGCUGCGGCAGUCGGGACGUCGCAGGCGACGCGUCGGGUGCGUCGUCGGCGAGAGCCAACCGUGACACAUGCAUGGAGCUGAGGCCGUGAUCUCCC
Messenger RNA from Cutaneotrichosporon oleaginosum, 699 nucleotides. RefSeq lists its product as uncharacterized. Lineage: Eukaryota; Fungi; Basidiomycota; Tremellomycetes; Trichosporonales; Trichosporonaceae. The record is from RefSeq and is a predicted model, not a curated record.